ACCUCUCAAACUAAUUUUACAAAAUACUUGCUACUAGUACUAGAUGGACUUUAAAGAUCUGUUUAUGUAAAUAUCUUGUCUAAAUUCAACCUGUGAAACCUAUGUCAUCAUAAUCUUCUUCACUGAUCUCCAUGUCUCUAUGAUCAUAUUUUCACUCCAAAUGACAAAAUUACCAAAAACAGCUUUAUCUAUCCUAAUCUUCUUUUCUCUGAUAAUCACUACAAGAACAAUUUCUACCCAUGAUGAAGAAAGAAUAUUAAAACACACAGAUACAUCUCUGGAUACUCCUUUGAAAAACAUUAAACCAGAUAUUACAGUUUCACAACAUGGAGAUGGUACUUUUAAGACAAUUACCGAAGCGAUCCAAGCAGCACCAGAUCUUAGUGAUAGAAGUAUUGUGAUUUACGUAAAAUCAGGAAGGUAUGAAGAGGAAGAUCUGCAGGUGGGCACUAAGAAAACAAACAUAUGGCUCAUCGGAGAUGGCAUAAACAAAACUGUCAUAACAGGGGGCAAGAGUGUUGGUGGCGCUGGAAAUUUGACCACUUUUCAAACUGCAUCUUUCACUGUAAAAGGUUAUGGCUUUGUCGCACGCGACCUGACAUUCGAUAACUGGGCGGGUCCUGCUAAGUACCAGGCAGUUGCGUUGCUUGUUAGUGCCAAUAGAGUAGUUGUUUACAGAUGCAGCAUUACAGGAUAUCAGGACAGCUUGUAUGCGCACAAAGGGACGCAGUUCUUCAGAGAGUGUGAUAUAUAUGGCACUAUAGAUUUCAUUUGUGGGGACGGUACAGCGGUUUUUCAAAAAUGUAGAAUAUAUGCUCGAAGACCAUUGGAAGGGCAGUUUAACGUUAUCACAGCUCAUAACCGGGAUAGCAAAAAAUCAACCACAGGCUUCUCUAUACACCAGUCUUGGAUUCUGGCAGCACCGGAUCUUGACCCGGUCAAGAAUACUGUGAAGACGUACCUGGGUCGUCCAUGGGACCUAUAUUCGCGGGUUGUAUUUAUGUUAUGCCACAUGGGGGAUCACACAGACCCUAGUGGAUGGUCACCAUGGGAACAAAAUGAUACUCGUGCCUUCGAUACUCUUUAUUAUGGGGAGUACCUGAACGACGGGCCAGGCAGGGCGGGCAACAAGCGGGUGAACUGGACCGGAUUCCACAACAUGACAUCUCAAGAAGCGGAAGGAUUCACGGUCAACCAGUUUAUCAAUGGUUCAAUUUGGUUACCGUCUACCGGAGUCCCUUACACUGGAGGACUAUAAGAUAUAUCCCUAGAAUAAAAACAUUUAAUGAUAGCAAAAUAUUUUUGUACUCAUAGUACAAAAAUAUUCGCGGGUUGAAAUAUAUAAUUGCACUUAUUCCGGCAAGGUACUGUUGUCAUUUUCUUACUUUGUAUUUUACCUAAUUCAACAUA
Papaver somniferum (opium poppy) is the source of this 1410-nucleotide messenger RNA. Its product is annotated as probable pectinesterase/pectinesterase inhibitor 61. Bases 140 to 1258 code for a protein of 372 amino acids. Gene Ontology annotation, molecular function: pectinesterase activity; pectinesterase inhibitor activity. The transcript has 3 exons. The record is from RefSeq and is a predicted model, not a curated record. Gene Ontology annotation, biological process: cell wall modification. Lineage: Eukaryota; Viridiplantae; Streptophyta; Magnoliopsida; Ranunculales; Papaveraceae.